Molecule: messenger RNA, 1103 nt
Organism: Lepisosteus oculatus (spotted gar)
Lineage: Eukaryota; Metazoa; Chordata; Actinopteri; Semionotiformes; Lepisosteidae
Source: RefSeq, a predicted model, not a curated record
AUGGCGACUGAAGUGGCCGGUGAUCAAUCGUCUGACAGGACCAAAGAGAGUUCUGGGAGACCAGAGGCCCCCGAGCUGAGGCUGGUGCUUCUGGGGGACUCUGGGGCCGAGAAGAGCGCCGUGGGAAACAUCAUCCUGGGCAGAGAAGCGUUCAGCUCCGACCCCGGGAGCGAGACGACGGAGAUCCAGAAGAGGAAGGGGCUGGUGGAGGGGUGGCGCGUUGCAGUGGUAGACGCGCCGGACUUGUCAUCCACCAACAACUCUGGACACUGGCGCCGAAGGGCCAUCGAUCAAUGCGUCAACCUGUCGGCCCCAGGACCCCACGCGUUCCUCCUGGUCCUGCCACUGGGCGGGGGCGCCGGCGAGGCGUGGGGAUCGCUGGAGCGGGGGGUGGAAAUGUUUGGCGAGGAGGCGUGGGGGUACACGAUGGCCCUCUUCACCGGGCGCGGCGAGGAGGCGAGGGGCGCCACGGCCGGGGAGUGCCUGCUGUCGCGCGAUGAGGAGCUCCGUCGGCUCGUAGGCAGGUGCGGGAAGGGGUGUCACAUCCUCAACUGUGAGGACAUGGAAGAUCGGGCCCAGGUCGCCGCACUCCUGGUGAAAAUCCAAACGAAUCUCUCGUACUACAAUAAUAGCGCAUACCGGAAUGCGGAGUCCAAGAUCAAACGCAAAAUGGAAGAGAUCCUGAGGGAGAAGCAGGAGGAAAAACAGAGGGAGGAGGACAAGCACCGGCGGAAGUACGAGAAGGAGCUGGAGAACUGGGUGCAGAAGAUGCAGGCCGAAAUCAGGGAAAAAGAGGACAAGAUCAGGGAGCAAGAGGACAAGAUCAGGGAGCAAGAGGACAGGAUAGCGGAGCUGGAGGAGAGGCUGGCCGGAGAGGGGGAUCGGGAGCGGAUCAGAACGCUCGAGGCCGAGCUGAGGAGGGAGCGGGCGGAGAGGGAGAGGCUGGGGCAGGAGGUGGACGGGCUGAAGAGGGAGAUGGAGAAGGAGAGGAGAGAACGGGAGGAGAGGCACCGGAGAGAGCUGGAGGAGAUCCGCAGGGGCUACGAGGAAAGGGCGCGGGAGGAAGCCGAGAGGGACGCCGAGUGCGCGGAGGUUUUUGGGAG